Pyricularia grisea is the source of this 2077-nucleotide messenger RNA. RefSeq lists its product as uncharacterized. Gene Ontology annotation, biological process: negative regulation of transcription by RNA polymerase II. The transcript is spliced from 10 exons. Gene Ontology annotation, cellular component: ESC/E(Z) complex. NCBI's taxonomy places the organism in Eukaryota, Fungi, Ascomycota, Sordariomycetes, Magnaporthales, Pyriculariaceae. Bases 284 to 1891 code for a protein of 535 amino acids. The record is from RefSeq and is a predicted model, not a curated record. Gene Ontology annotation, molecular function: protein binding; nucleosome binding.
AAUUUUCAGAGUGUUGCCCCACCUUUGUACCUCCGGAUCCUGGAGCAAAGGGUCUGGUGCUGUUUCCGAAUCAAACGAAACCCCAACAAUGAUCAAGAAAAUAGCGACGACCUGAGCCGGAUAUCAAGAGACGCAAAGUAAUAAUUUUUUUCAAUGCCGUACAGUUGAGAUCCUUCAAUCUUGCCUGAGAGAUGCUCCAAGACUUGUUAGAAACAUAAAAAAAAAAAUCAAAUUAGGUUGAAGUCUUUUCGUGGAUCGGACCGCGUUGCCAAGACCAAACGCGAUGGCCAGCGGCGACGCGUCGGGAGAAUGGGAGCUACCAAGAGUGCGGUCAUCUCUCUUCUUCGAGGAUGACUUCAAGCACAUUACCGACGAUGUAGGCGGGGACACAGAGUUCUUUGAUGUCAAGUUCUACCCUUGGAACCCACAAGGUUCGCCCGAGAUAUUUGCGGCUGCUAGCAAGAAGCAUGUUCUCAUUUGUCGUCUCCAACACACAGCCCAGCCGAACAAGAAUCCAUGUGAGAUUAUCAGGGUCAUCAGAGAUGACGAUCACGAUGCUCUAGACUAUUCGUGUACUUGGAGUCGGGAUGCCAAGACGGAAGCCCCUUUACUAUGUAUUGGAGGCAGAGGUAACAACGUCAAGGUCUACGAUGUGAUCAAGGGAACGCUUGCUCUUACCCUUGCUGGACAUGGUGAUGGGAUUAUCGAUUUGAUAACCUCGCCAGCGAAUCCGUUGAUCAUAGCAUCGGCCUCUGACGACACUACUGCGCGCAUCUGGAGCCUGGACCCGGUUCAUUCUGAGCAGCCAUGCGUGGGCAUUCUAGGUGGAGAGAACCAUUCGUGGUACUUGCUCAGUAUUGCCUUCCACCAAACAGGCAGGUAUAUCCUAUCCGCAGGGCACGACAGAGUUAUCAGCAUGUGGACUUUACCCGAUUUUCCUAACCAACACAUGGAACGGCCCAUCGUCGUAUACUACCCGCACUUUUUAACCAACGAAAUUCACCCUAACCUAAUAGACUGCGUCUCCUUCUAUGGUGACAAUGUGCUCUCACGAGCUUGUCACGAGGACUGUAUCGUCAUGUGGCGGAUCGAGGGCUUCAGCUCGCACGACCCACCACCGGCGGCCCUGGACGCACCUACUAAUUACGACCCGAGCCAGCUGACGCGGUCAUCAUUCGUCCGCCAGACCGACACCAAAUCCUGCCCGCGUCCGUACACCCGCCUCAUGACCUUCCAUACCAAAGGCUGCGGGGUGCAGUUUUACAUGCGCUUCAGCAUGCUCCAACGCAAGGGCAUGCAUCCGGUCCUGGCGUUCGGUAAUGCCGGAUCCAAGAUCAUGUUCUGGGACAUGGCAAGGUUCACAGCGUAUGCAGACUACAUACAUGAGCUCAACAAGUCGGAAAGGGAGGGUAGCGAGGAGCCCAAACGACCCAGCUGGCUAGAGCCCCGACGACAGCAGCGUAAGAAGCCCACCGUUGGGACCGUAGAACGGCCUGUCAGCAAGUUGAGGACCGAGAACUCGAGUAGCGGGCGCGAGCUGAGACGCGAGCCGACGACGAGCAGGGCCGCAUCUAGCGCUCGUUCGACGCCUGCUGAGACGGCGCCUUCCGUCACUUCAUCCAAGGAGCUCGCCACCAGGGAGAUCACUGGACCCGAGGCGAGAACCGGCUGGGAAGAGAAAUACGGCAUCUCAGAUCCAAACGAGCCGAUAAAGCCGCACAAGGUUGAAUCAUUCAGCGCGUCGGCUGUUCUGGCGAGGCAGGUUGCAUGGAGCAUGGACGGUGCUUGGUGUGUCGUCGCUGGGAGUAAGAACUCGGUCGUCAUUUUGGAGCGCUGGAACCCGCACAAAAAGGAUACGACGCCAGUCCCAAAGGGUAGUAGCCAUAGAUAGAGCGGGUGUGUGUUUGUUGGCAACGCAUCGUUAUUGCUUCUCAGAAAUUCCAUGUUGUACAAUCGUUACAUACUCAUAAUCGUCAAAGAGCCUUUAUCUCUUUUUUUUUUUUUUCUUUUUUUUUUCCGAGCUCAUCGGCCCCUUAUGGGCAACGAAGAAAAGAAUGGGAGGUCGAUAUUACUGCUC